Messenger RNA from Psilocybe cubensis, 1215 nucleotides. RefSeq lists its product as uncharacterized. Gene Ontology annotation, biological process: epoxide metabolic process. The record is from RefSeq and is a predicted model, not a curated record. The coding region runs from base 1 to 1215 and encodes 404 amino acids. Gene Ontology annotation, molecular function: epoxide hydrolase activity. NCBI's taxonomy places the organism in Eukaryota, Fungi, Basidiomycota, Agaricomycetes, Agaricales, Agrocybaceae. The transcript has 8 exons.
AUGGCAGAGAUACCAUUCAGAAUUGCCGUUUCAGACGACCAGGUCGACCAACUACGUCGAAAGCUAGAGGAUGCCGUCUUCCCUGAUGAGUUAGAUGAAGCUGGAUGGGACUAUGGGGCCCCAUUGGCCGACAUGCGACGCCUUGUUGCUCGAUGGAAAGACGGUUAUAAUUGGAGAAAAUACGAAGCACAACUCAAUGAAGAGUUACCCCAGUUUACCCGAGAUAUAGAGGUCGACGGCUUUGGAAAACUCAACAUCCAUUACGUCCAUAAGAAAAGCGAAGUAACAAAUGCCAUUCCGCUGCUAUUUGUUCAUGGGUGGCCCGGAAGCUUCUAUGAAGUACGCAAAAUCCUAUCGUUGCUUACCCAAAGCUCUCCAGAUCAUCCCAGUUUCCAUGUUGUCGCCUUCAGCCUUCCAGGAUUUGGAUUUUCUGAGGCUCCAAAAAAGAAAGGCUUUGAACUCGUCCAAUUUGCAGAGGUUGGGAAUAAAUUGAUGGUGGCUCUUGGGUACAAUGAAUAUGUUGCACAAGGAGGAGACUGGGGCUUUUUCAUAGUUCGUAGGUUGGCACAACUGUAUGGUCCUAAGCACUGUAAAGCAUGGCACACCAAUCUUCCUCUCGCACCGCCUCCAUCACUAACCCGCAAUCCUUUGACCUAUCUGUCUCACCUAUUCUCUGCUUAUACUGAAACUGAAAAGAAAGGGUUGGAAAGAUCACAGUGGUACUACGAGAAAUUGAGUGGAUAUUUCCAUGAGCAGUCUACGCAGCCGCAGACUUUGGGUUACAGUUUGGCUGAUUCUCCAGUUGGCCUGCUCGGUUGGAUAUACGAGAAGUUGGUUUUUUGCACCGACAAUUACCCCUGGGAGGACGAUGAAGUCUUGACAUGGAUUUCCAUAUACUGGUUUUCUCGCGCCGGACCUGCAGCAUCUAUUCGAAUAUACUAUGAGGUUUCAAAAGCAUAUCCAGGCUUCCUUUACAGUAACACGCCACAGCCAACAACCAUUCCGAUGGGUCACUCCUAUUUCCCUAAAGAGCUCGUCAUCCCUCCUCGCAAGUGGCUUAAAGCGCCCAAUCUGGUAUUUGAAUCUGACCACGAAAAGGGUGGCCACUUCGCGUCGCACGAGAGCCCGCAGGAGUUGACGAAUGAUUUGCGCAAAAUGUUUGGGCGAGGAGGUCCUGCAUUUGGAGUCGUACCAGGGAAAAACGGAUAUGCAUAA